AUGUCCGAACGCGGCUCCUUCAGAGGCGGCCAGUCUCGCGGCCGUGGCUCUGGCGGAGGCAGAGGAGGAGGGGGAGGAGGCGACGGCGGUCGUGGAGGCCGCCACCAUCAAGGACAGGGCCAGCACCAGGGACAGCACCGAGGAGGGCAUCAGGCUCAGGGACAGGGCCAGCAGCAGGAGAAGCCCAAGAAAGAAAAUAUCCUCGACCUGACAAAGUACAUGGAUAAAGAGGUUCAUGUCAAGUUCAACGGAGGCAGAGAAGUUACUGGCGUGCUAAAGGGAUACGAUCAACUGAUGAACUUGGUGCUGGAUGACGUUAAAGAGACUAUGCGUGAUGAUAAUGACAAUGUAACGACGCGAUCACUCGGGUUGAUUGUGGCGAGGGGGACGCUGUUGGUUCUGCUCUCGCCGGCUGAUGGGAGUGAAGAGAUUGCCAACCCCUUCGUGCAGCAGGAGGAUGAGUAG
Molecule: messenger RNA, 465 nt
Organism: Arthroderma uncinatum
Lineage: Eukaryota; Fungi; Ascomycota; Eurotiomycetes; Onygenales; Arthrodermataceae
Exons: 3
Coding region: 1-465 (154 amino acids)
Biological process (GO): mRNA splicing, via spliceosome; nuclear-transcribed mRNA catabolic process
Cellular component (GO): U6 snRNP; U12-type spliceosomal complex; Lsm1-7-Pat1 complex
Molecular function (GO): RNA binding
Source: RefSeq, a predicted model, not a curated record